Coregonus clupeaformis (lake whitefish) is the source of this 5215-nucleotide messenger RNA. RefSeq names its product spinster homolog 2 (Drosophila) (gene spns2). The record is from RefSeq and is a predicted model, not a curated record. The coding region runs from base 227 to 1741 and encodes 504 amino acids. Gene Ontology annotation, molecular function: transmembrane transporter activity; sphingolipid intramembrane carrier activity. NCBI's taxonomy places the organism in Eukaryota, Metazoa, Chordata, Actinopteri, Salmoniformes, Salmonidae. Gene Ontology annotation, biological process: transmembrane transport; lipid transport; sphingosine-1-phosphate receptor signaling pathway. The transcript has 13 exons. Gene Ontology annotation, cellular component: membrane.
GAGCCCGUCAGUGCUGUCAGUGUGCUGGUAAAAUAUGAGCCAUAGCGAGACGCGACUCCCUCUCAAACACUUAACAAGACGACAUCUUCAACGCGUCUAAUAUCUUAUUGCGAGGAAUCACAGUUGGAGAUUUCUAACCGUUUACUAGGCUACCUAACAUUGAUCAAUUGUUCCUUCUGUGCGGUGUGGCUGAUUCUCUGUUGCGCUGGAUCUGUCGUGUCAGAAGAUGUGUGUGGAGAGCGAUGGAUGCGAGAUCGAGGGCUGCAGCAGUUCGGAUGAGGUGCACACUCUCUCGGGCAGCAUGAGUCCUGGACUGAAAUCCAACCCGGACCUCCAUCCCUGCAAGCCCGGGCAGAAAUUCCGAGCUGCGCUGCUUAGAUGCCGGUCUCCGGCGGCUGCGGCUGGGAUUCUCAGUUUUGGGAAUGUGCUCAAUUACAUGGACAGAUACACUGUGGCAGGGGUUCUGCUCGACAUCCAGAGACACUUUAACGUAUCGGACAGCGGAGUGGGCUUGUUGCAAACAGUUUUCAUCUGCAGUUUCAUGGUGGCAGCGCCCAUCUUCGGUUACCUCGGCGACCGUUUCAACAGGAAGAUCAUCCUGAGCUGUGGCAUCUUCUUCUGGUCUGCCGUCACCCUCUCCAGCUCCUUCAUCACCAAAGAGUAUUACUGGCUGUUCGUCCUGUCCAGGGGCCUGGUGGGGAUAGGUGAAUCCAGCUACUCUUCCAUCUCUCCUACCAUCAUUGGAGACCUCUUCACCAAUAACAGCCGAACCAUGAUGCUCUCUGUCUUCUACCUGGCUAUCCCCCUGGGAAGCGGGCUGGGCUACAUCCUGGGCUCCAGUGCAAAGGAGGCUGCAGGGGACUGGCACUGGGCAUUAAGGGUGUCUCCAGUGCUGGGGAUGAUAGCAGGGACCCUGAUCCUGUUCUUCGUGCCUGAGCCCAAGAGAGGCCAUGCUGACCAGCUAGGAGGACGCAUCAAACAUCGCACCUCCUGGCUCUGUGACAUGAAGGCCCUGGCCAAGAACCGAAGCUAUGUGUUCUCCUCCCUGGCGUCUGCUGCGGUGUCGUUCGCCACGGGGGCAUUUGGCAUGUGGAUCCCUCUCUACCUGUUCAGGGCUCAGGUGGUACAGAAGACAGCAGAGGCCUGCACUAAAGACAUCUGCAGCAGCAAGGACAGUCUGAUCUUUGGUGCGAUCACAUGUGUUACGGGGCUGUUGGGGGUUGUGAUCGGAGCAGCCACCACCCGCCUGUGUCGUCAGAAGACCGAGCGGGCGGACCCCCUGGUGUGUGCCGUCAGCAUGCUGGGCUCAGCCAUCUUUGUCUGCCUCAUCUUCGUCGUGGCCAAGAAGAGCAUCAUAGGAGCUUAUGUCUGUAUCUUCAUAGGAGAAACGCUGCUCUUUCUGAACUGGGCCAUCACGGCGGACAUUUUAAUGUAUGUUGUCAUCCCGACUAGGAGGGCCACAGCGGUUGCCUUCCAGGGCUUCACUUCCCAUCUCUUGGGGGAUGCUGGAAGCCCAUACCUUAUAGGCCUGAUAUCGGACGCCCUCCAGAAGAGCUACACUAGGUCGGUGCUAUGGCAGUUCCUCAGUUUGGGUUAUGCCCUCAUGCUCUGUCCUUUCGUCAUCGUCCUGGGUGGCAUGUUCUUCCUGGCAACCGCCCUCUUCUUCCUCGACGACAGGGACAAAGCAGAGAAACAAUUGGCAGCAGUGACGCGACCACCCUCCUCAGUAAAGGUCUCCUGAGGAGGGGCCGUCCUUGGGAGGAAGCAGAGGCUCUGCAUGCUGCGCUGAAAGAGAGAGAGAGAGGGGGGCAGCUGAUCCACGUCUUUAUACCCGAGCCAUCCACCUUUAACUUCUUUGUCCUCUUCAUCACCACCCGCAUCAUCACUUUUCUUAUUCUACAUGUUGUGUGGAGGCUGUUACUGUUUAUAACUGGAAAGAGGGAGCGCUUUGUUUAACCCUAUAGAAGCCUCUGUCACACCUCUCCAUGGACUGGCCAAUCACACAAAGCAGUGUGCUGAAGCCAGCCAAUCGGCUCAGCAGCUGAUGGCCUCUGACCUUUUCGGGUUGUCUAAUAAAAGCGAGUCACAGAACCAUCAGGAGCCAAUGGGAGGGAAGAGCCCACCUGGCCCCUCCCCUAGUGCUAUACUACUGAAUGCUGAACAUGGACCUGCCCUAUCUGUCUGUCUGUCCACCUGUCUGUCUGUACGUCCGUCUGUCUGUCUGUCUGUCUGUCUGUCUGUCUGUCUGUCACAUUGCCUGUCAAUCUGCACCAAGUGCAAUAUCAUGACAUUCCACAACACAGAGGUUCUGCACUGACUGCCGUCACUAUAACAACCACCACAACCAUCAAAACCAGGAAGUCACUGAAAGGCCAAAAAAUGUAUCAAUAGUGAACAACGUCAGUGACCCCAUUUCUCACUCUCCAUCCACCAUGACAGUCAGGCCUGAUGAUCCAUCCAUCCAGCCAGCCUUAAGACUUUGAGCUUAUACAUUAACGACACACAGUGCAGGCAGGUUUCUUACUUCAUUUUCAUCCCCCCCUUCCAUGUUAUUUCUUGUUUCUAUGUCUUUUUAGCACUUAUAAUAAAACAGUGCCGGCCACACCGUACCAUACUCAGUAAGUGAUCAGAGAUGACACACAUUUCUGUUGCACACUACUAGAGCUUCUCUUUUUGGGAUUUGUAUUAUUGUGAUGUUGGAUAUGAAACUGGAGGUUAUUCUUGAUUGCCUAUGAUUGUUUCAGUAGGCGUAAGGUAAGACCUCCCCAGCUCAUUGAUGAAAGGACACUGGACUAGUACAUGUUUUAUAGUUAUUCUAAUGUAAACGUUUUUAUUUCUAAAAUGUUAAAAUGCUCAAUUUUAACCUAUAGGAGCAGUUUUGAAGGGGUGAACGAUAUACUUGUUUUUACCCUGCUUUGAAGGGAGCGAGGCAUUCUAUACAGUGGGAGAAGGAGCCUAGCAUGCAUUGGCCCUACCUGUGAACAAUAUGUUCCUUUUAACAAAUGUAUCUCAGUUAGAUGGUUGGAUUUGAUGUUCCGGACGGAUCACACCACCCACAUUGAAAGAGAGAGAGAGAGAGAGGGACAGUGGCAGAGUUACCUUUUAACGGUGGAUAAGAUUCAUUAUCCCCAACCAGUCACAAUAGCUGUCUUUGUGCACACACAGGGAUUAUUUUACCCCUUGUGGAUAUCCCAUUCCUGGAGUUGAGGAAAGAAAAGGACCCUUGGAGUCAUAAGUUAAUUAACCACAGAAAUCAAACCCUCGAAAGGCAUCAUAUUGCCCAGGUUAAAGUGGAGGAGUGGUUUCUUUUUUGUGAUAAUGGGUAGCCAUGAUGAAUCCAUGAAUAACAUAGGAACAAACAGUCUACAUAGAUAACAGGACCUUACUGACAACACCAACGACUGUGAUUGAGAAAGCAUUCAAAGAUAGUUUUUACCCUUAUUCACCCUCAAACGGGGACUAGGAUUUGUGGCAUUGAAAAAAAGCACUGCUUUCAUAGGAUACAGAAUGAAAUACACUUUUUGUCACUGAUUCACCAUAUACACAAUGGAGAAUAUGCUUUACUGCCUCUGUCAUAUACUAGUAUACCAUUCUAUGCAUCAGUUUGGGCAUCAUAUUUGACAGUUUAUGCAAUCUACUCUAACAUAAUAUGUCAAAGAGGAAGACAAUAAACAUAUUUAGGAAUAAUUCUGUACUUUAUAACGCAACAAAAAGAAACGUUCCUCCAACACACAACUCCACAAAAGGAAUGUGUGGUUUCAUAUUUUCUAUUGAAAGGAAACCACCUUGUAGAACUUGAUGCAAAAAUUUGUGGAAAUGUUGUGAUAGAUUGAAUUCAUUGGAGAGAUACAGAUGGGCUUUGAAAUGGUUAUUGUGUAGUAAUAGAUGGGUCUGACUCAUCGUGGCUGUAUGUGUGUGGGAUGAUGUGUCUCUAUUGCCAGUUAAUUUGUCUCAGCUUCCCUCACUAGAAUUAUCUCCCAAAUGGUACCCUAUUCCCUAUCUAGUGCACUACUUUUAACCAGGGCCCAUAGGGUUCUGAUCAAAAGUAGUGCACUAUAUAGGGAAUAGGGUAUCAUUUCAGAUGCAGAUAUAAACUGAGGUGGAGAGCUCUCUGAAUGUGAUUCUAUCCAACCUGAUGUGUUUACUCAGCAACAUCAUCUUAAUCUUAUCUUUAUCUUUCUUUUUAUACAAAUUAGUUUUAUAUAUGACUGCAAUAGAGAUAUAUAGCUAUAUUAUGCAGCGAUUUUAAUAUAUUGUAAAUGAUGGCUUGGAUGCAAUGUAUUUAUUUGUUUGUUAAUGACGACUGAAGAAGAAUCUGUAAAGGGAAGUUGAUGUUUUAAGUUUACUCUUAAGUAUACACUUUAUUGUCUCUUUGGGUUAAGAAAGGCUCCUACGUAUAUGUUCAUCAUAUUGUAUUGCAAUGAAACAACACAAUACCUUUUUACAUCACUGAGAAUCCUUGUGUUUACUGUGAUCAUGAAUUGGAUAUCACACACACACAUGCACAGACACACACACACACACACACAGGGAACUGCAUCGUUAACCGUUUUAUACAAAGUAUUGCUCUAUGCUCUAUUGCUCAAUACUUCAUUUUGUAUUUUCAAAAGUGUCGCUUCUUUUUCUAGACCAACAAAUCAAAGUAUUUUGCACGUUAAUUUUCAUUUGAUUGAGAAGGUGAUAUUCAGGGAUUUAUUUGUAACCCCAUAACUGGCAUGUUGUUCUAGAAUCAACUUCACACAUUCUAUAGAACUCUGUAGAACACUCUCCCACAGAGCACAGAACACUUUCAUGCUCACAGUAAGUGCUGGCAUUCUGUCUUAGAACAACAGUAGAGGGGCACAUAGUUCUGUUUGGAUGGGUUAUGAGGUUCACACAAUUCCAAAUUUUGAUCAUUUAGAUAAAAUAUCCUUUAGAAGUAAAAACAUAAUUUGUAUGGAGUAAUUCUAUUUGAAUAGUCACAGGAGUGAUGUAUUGAGAAUGUGCUCUUUCUUGUCAUACAAGAAUCAUGUAAAAAGAGGCCUAUUUCUGAUGUUGAGCAGAAAACAGAGGUUAUUUUUUAUUUUUUAGAGCAACUGUGUUAAAAAUAAGAGAAAAAUAAAAUACAAGUGAACAACAAAAUUAUUCUAGAACUUAACUGUGACACUCCCUCAGGGGGUGAUAUGAAAUGUACACAUAUAUGUAAAUGAUCAAAUAAACGUAUUUAAUCAAAGCA